Messenger RNA from Aspergillus calidoustus, 974 nucleotides. NCBI's taxonomy places the organism in Eukaryota, Fungi, Ascomycota, Eurotiomycetes, Eurotiales, Aspergillaceae. The record is from the annotation of a GenBank genome assembly.
CAGCACGACAUCAAACCCCGACACUACCAGAAAAAUCCCCUCCCACAGGAAUAAUGGCCAUUGCACCUCUUUCCCCAACAGACCCCUCGAAUCUGAAGGGUCUCUCGAUUCUAAUCACAGGCGGAGCGUCCGGCCUUGGCCAACACGCCGCAACAUUCUUCGCCAAAUCCGGCGCCUUCGUCACAAUCGCGGAUAUUCAAGACGGUUCUGCAACUGCAACAGAGCUCUCCGAACAGGGCUACAAAGUGCAAUAUGUGCACUGCGACAUCACGAACUGGGACUCCCAGGUCGCUACUUUCCAAGCUGCACUCCGGUUCUCACCGACAAAGACUCUCGACGCCGUCGCUGCGUUUGCGGGCGUGGAUGGAACAGGCCAUCUAGUCGACCAUGUUGCGGUGACGGAACCCUCUCUCGAUAUCGCUCCUCCAAUCCCCAGCCUCGCUCCGAUCGAAGUCAACCUCAAAGGAACAUUCUACACCGCAACCCUCGCACUCCACUACUUCCGCCUGACACCACAGAACACCUCCGCAGCCCUCAAAUCCAAGUCCCUAACCAUAGUCUCCAGCCUAGCAGGCUACGUCGACGACACACACAGCACAGCAUACACAGCCUCGAAAUUCGGAAGCCGCGGGCUUUUCCGCGGAAUCCGCGCCCAGGCGCAUUCACAGCUCAAUGUGCGCGUCAACGCAAUCUGUCCCUGGGCGAUGAAAACGCCCAUGAUUGAGGCUGCGUUGGGGCGUAUGGCGGAGUUUGGGAUCCUGCCGGAUAAGGGGAUUACGCUUGUGCCGCAUGAUGUGCUGAGCCAGGCGCUGGGGAGGAUAGUGGCGGAUGAGGGGGUGCAUGGCCGUGCUAUUGCGAUUGUGCCAGAGGGCGCGGUGGAUUUGGGGGAUGAUAUUGAUGGGGCCUAUGCUGGGCCGGUGUUGGUGGAGUUGAUGGCGCUGAGGAAGGCUGCGGGGGACUUUUUGCAUAGCUAG